Molecule: messenger RNA, 1954 nt
Organism: Platichthys flesus (European flounder)
Lineage: Eukaryota; Metazoa; Chordata; Actinopteri; Pleuronectiformes; Pleuronectidae
Gene: rom1a
Product: retinal outer segment membrane protein 1a
Exons: 5
Coding region: 245-1291 (348 amino acids)
Biological process (GO): visual perception
Cellular component (GO): membrane
Source: RefSeq, a predicted model, not a curated record
ACUUUAAUAGGAUAGGUAGGCAUUAGAGGUAAGACACUCCCGACAUUCAGGUUCUGCCAAAUCCAGUAUGCCAAAUCCACUGUGUGGCACACUGGACGGUACACAGUGGUCGGUGGAGAUAACUGGUCUUUUUUCUGCCCUUUUUGGGAAAUCGAAUAAGACAAAGCACAGCAUCGUCCCUCGUCGCCUCGUCGCUCUCCUUCCCCUAUUCCCUCAGUGAGACCCGGAGCCCCUCGCUGCAACCAUGGUGGUGAUGAAGAUGAAGUUCCCCUUUGAGAAAAGGGUGAAGCUGGCCCAGGGUCUGUGGCUCCUCUCCUGGAGUGCCACAGUGGCCGGGGCCAUGACCUUCACCCUGGGGUGCCUACUUAAGACAGAGCUCCGCAGACGGUCAGAGGUAAUGGAGAAUGGAGACAUCCAUGUUGUGCCCAACACCCUGAUGAUAGUUGGUCUGGCCUCCCUGGGGAUCAACUACUUUGCUUCAAAGAUCUGUCAAGAUGCCCUGGAGGCCGGGCGAUUCCCUCGCUGGAAGAACUUCUUGAAGCCCUACUUUGCCAUCUCCUGUUUCUUCACUGUGCUCAUGCUGCUAGCCGUCAUCAUGAGCUACGCAAUGAAGGGCAGCCUGGAGUCUUCCCUGAAGGGCGGCCUGAAGAACGGCAUCCGAUUCUACAAGGACACAGACACCCCGGGCCGCUGCUUCCAGAAGCAGAACAUCGAUCGGCUGCAGCUUGAGUUUAAGUGUUGUGGAAACAGUGACUACAGGGACUGGUUCGAGGUCCAGUGGAUCAGCAACCGCUACCUGGAUUUCAGCUCUAAGGAGGUCAAAGACCGCAUCAAGAGCAACGUAGAUGGCCGUUACUUGGUAGAUGGUGUCCCGUUCAGUUGCUGCAACCCCAGCUCUCCGCGGCCGUGCAUCCAGUAUCAGCUCACCAACGACUCGGCUCACUACAACUAUGAAUACCAAACGGAAGAGCUCAAUAUCUACCUCCGAGGCUGCAGAGAGGCCCUUGUCAACUACUAUAUGGGUCUGAUGAACACCAUCGGGGCUGGAGUGCUGUCAGUCUUAGUCUUACAGGCUUCUGUGCUGGUGAGCUUGCGGUUCCUGCAGACCGCCAUGGAGGCCUUGGAAGGGAAGGAAAACACAGAGAUUGAGACAGAAGGCUACCUGCUGGAGAAAAGCGUGAAAGACACCUUCAUGGAGUUCAUUAACCCCGUGCUGAAGUUCUUCAUGCUCACAAACCAGGUGGAAGAGGGCACUACUGCAGCGGGAGAGACCCCAACGGCUACGGCCUAAACAACAAAUGACGCACACACACAUAUGUAAAUAAUUUUUACACAGAGAGGGCGAUCAACAAUUUAGGUCUAGUAUUUUUUUAUUAUCAGAUGAUCAUCACUGGUAAACAUUUACUAUCUCACUAUUGCCCAUUCAUUUUUCCCACACUGUAUUAUACCAGAGAAGAGCCACCCGCAGAAGUUAGUGUAAACCCAUGAUUUCUUCUGCUCCUUUAAAUGGAUAAAUCACUGACCACAUGCUCUAUCUUUUAUUAUUCCUCAUUUUUUAUAAUAAUAAACCCUUUUAUUGUUACAUUUGUUUCCAAAAUACACAACAUCAUAUCACUGGUUUAUUGUCAUGCAUUGCUAAUUUCACUACUACAAUGCUUUUCUAUGUAUAAUCAAUUCAAAUAUAAAGAAUAAAGCAAUCAUCGGCCGAUCAAACAAUCACUGGGUAAUUAUUAAUUCAUAAGGAAAAGUACAAAGAUGACUUUUGGUUCUACAAAAACAAGGAUGUUAAGCUGCAUUGUAGAGAGACGUGAGGCACAAUUCCCUGCGGUGCAACAGGAUAAUGACAUAUAAUGAUAGUUUACCUUUUUAAAGUUUGAAGAUACCGAUUAGCUGAUGCAAUGGAGUAACUUGUUUAAACUCUUUUCUAUUGUAAAUAAAAUGCAUGCAUAUGAUA